This is a messenger RNA of Ictidomys tridecemlineatus (thirteen-lined ground squirrel), 2287 nucleotides long. It is a transcript of the gene Dus3l, whose product is annotated as dihydrouridine synthase 3 like. Gene Ontology annotation, biological process: tRNA processing. Gene Ontology annotation, molecular function: flavin adenine dinucleotide binding; metal ion binding; RNA binding. NCBI's taxonomy places the organism in Eukaryota, Metazoa, Chordata, Mammalia, Rodentia, Sciuridae. The record is from RefSeq and is a predicted model, not a curated record.
CGCCCCGUGACGCCAGGCGCGCAUAACAGCGUCAUUGGAGCGCUGCGCGCAUGCGCACUCGCCCUGUACGGCCAUGGAGCACAUGCGCGACCCGGAAGGCCUGUCUGCCACAUUCCACAACGGCCUUGAGUUGUCGAUGGCGGAGGGAGCGAAGAAGGCCCCAGCAGAGAGUGGAGGUGACAGCGACUCAGCAGUCAGCGCGUCAGAACGGGGAGUCGCGCCCAUUAAAUCUCAAUACCUCACCACCAAGGAACAGUUUCACCACUUCCUGGAAGCCAAAGGGGAGAAGCUCCAGCAGGAAUCGGAGGCAGGAGACCCUGAUGGCAAUGACCUGGCUGAGCCUAGGGCCAAGAGGAUCCGACUGGAGGAUGGGCAGGCGGAGGAUGGGCAGGCGGAGCAGACAGCUGAGCCGGGGCAGCAGCCACAGGCCCAAAAAAGGGCCCGGGGCCAGAACAAGGGCCGGCCCCACGUGAAGCCCACACACUAUGACAAGACCAGGCUCUGCCCCUCACUGAUUCAGUCACAGACGGAGAGCCUGAGUCCUGGGGAGGUUGCCGCCGUGCCUGAGGUCACAAACAAGACGGGGAUCUGGGACGCACAAGCAGCCUUCCUGGUCCUGUCACGUCCUCCCUCCGCUCCACAGGAGUCUGCUGCAAAGUGUGUCUUUGGUGACCGCUGCCGCUUCCUGCACGACGUGAGCCGCUACCUGGAGACCAAGCCGGCCGACCUGGGCCCCCGCUGUGUGCUCUUCGAGACCUUCGGCAGAUGCCCCUAUGGUGUGACCUGUCGCUUCGCUGGGGCCCACCUGGGGCCCGAGGGCCAGAACCUGGUGCAGGAGGAGCUGGCCUCAGACUGGGCCCACCGCCAGCCAGUGCGCAACGGCCUGGACAAGGCCCUGCAGCAGCAAUUGCGCAAGCGCAAGAUCCGCUUCGAGCGAGCUGAGCUCGCCCUGCGCCAGCUGAGCCAGGGCCAGCUGCCAGGCCCUUCGGCUGGUGCCGUCCUCGAGGCCACCACAGCCGAGGGCACCCCAGGGCAGAGCGACUGUGGUGCCCAGCAGGCCCCCGCUGGGCCAGACGCUGGCUGCUCUCCCAGCCGCCCUGUGCAGACCUGCGGGCCCCUGACGGACGAGGACGUGGUCAGGCUGCGGCCCUGUGAGAAGAAGCGGCUGGACAUCAGCGGAAAGCUGUACUUGGCCCCCCUCACCACGUGUGGGAACCUGCCCUUCCGGCGGAUCUGCAAGCGCUUUGGGGCGGAUGUGACAUGUGGGGAGAUGGCUGUGUGCACGAACCUGCUGCAGGGCCAGAUGUCCGAGUGGGCCCUGCUCAAACGCCACCAGUGCGAGGACAUCUUCGGUGUCCAGCUGGAGGGCGCCUUCCCCGACACCAUGACCAGGUGUGCAGAGCUGCUGGGCCGCACCAUCGAGGUGGACUUUGUGGACAUCAAUGUUGGCUGUCCCAUCGACUUGGUGUAUAAGAAGGGCGGGGGCUGCGCGCUCAUGAACCGCACGGCCAAGUUCCAGCAGAUCGUCCGCGGCAUGAGCCAGGUGCUGGACGUGCCACUGACGGUGAAGCUGCGCACGGGCGUCCAGGAGCGGGUGCAGCUGGCGCACCGCCUGCUGCCGGAGCUGCGGGACUGGGGUGCGGCCCUCAUCACGCUCCAUGGCCGCUCUCGGGAGCAGCGCUACACCAAGCUGGCCGACUGGGAGUACAUCGCCCAGUGCGCCAAGGCCGCCAGCCCCAUGCCGCUGUUCGGAAAUGGGGACAUCUUGUCGUACGAGGAUGCCAACCGCGCCCUGAAGACGGGAGUGGCCGGGGUCAUGAUCGCCCGCGGGGCCCUGCUGAAGCCGUGGCUGUUCACGGAGAUCAAGGAGCAGCGGCACUGGGACAUCUCGUCCUCCGAGCGCCUGGACAUCCUGAGGGACUUCACCAGCUACGGGCUGGAGCACUGGGGCUCAGACACGCAGGGCGUGGAGAAGACGCGGCGCUUCCUGCUGGAGUGGCUGUCCUUCCUGUGCAGGUACGUGCCCGUGGGCCUGCUGGAGCGGCUGCCGCAGAGGGUCAACGAGCGGCCACCCUACUACCUGGGCCGCGACUACCUGGAGACGCUGAUGGCCAGCCAGCAGGCGGCCGACUGGAUCCGCAUCAGCGAGAUGCUCCUGGGACCUGUGCCGCCCGGCUUCGUCUUCCUGCCCAAGCACAAGGCCAAUGCGUACAAGUAGUGGCCCACAGGCCCCGGCCCCCGCAUGGGCAAGACAAUAAACACGGCUCACUCUGGGAGCCCAGGCCUC